AAUCGUCUUCUUGCCGUGUUUUAUGCGCUCCAGCGCCUGAAAAAUACUUCUCGUUUUUUGAGCAUCGCACAGCCACGAUAUACAGCGCCACCAUGGUCUCUUCCGGCGCGGCGGAGGUGUCAGCGCAGCAACCAGCAGCAACUCAGCUCGACUCAGCCGCGUACAGAACGGGACAGCCUCGGUCGACAGGGUAUGAAUUUUUUUCGUUCUCUAACAUGAUACAACAGAUAUUUCGCUUUGUGGCAAGCUUUGUGUAGCAGCAGAGCAGCAGGAGUCGUCGUCGUCACCCGAGGCACCCGCACGCACGACUCACGGGCAGGCCAGUUCACUUUCAGCUCGCAGCUCGUUUAGACCAAACUACUCUCAGUAAGUUUUUAUAACGCACAUUCAAGAAAGCCAUUUUCAAGAGAGUCGUCGUCGUUGUCGUCGAUGGGUUACACGUAUAGACCUUCCACCGACACGAGAAUGGCUGCUGCUGCUACGUUGCUGCUGCCGCUGCUGCUGUUUCCAGAUUGGACUCUUCCAGGGCCCCGACAAGCUCACGAGGAUAAGUAAAAAAGCGAAAAUAACUGCGAGAGAGAUCAUUGUGUCGAUAAAAAGUUGCAUUCGUUGACGAUACUUUUUUCAUUAUCAUGUUAUAAUUAUAAUACACCAGUCGCGCGGACGUGUAGCAACAAUGGCUUCCGCCAGCUCGCUGCAAAUUCUAUGCUCGUAUAUUGCUUUUCUGUACCGAGCGUGCGAGAGGCGCUGUUGCCACGCGUAAAAAUGCGCGAGAUAAUACAUAUUUUGCUCGCUGGUACUCGAGAAUACUGCUCAAUUAGAUUUUUUUCACCAUCUCUCGUAGAAAAUUGUUCUAACCGCAUUUCCAGCUUUUCUCUAUGGAAAAUGUGGUUUUCCAUACCCGUAUGAGGUAUACAUGUGGACGAUAAGUGAUAACAGGCCCCACCCCCAAAAAGUUUGUUUUUGUGUUUAUAAAAAUAUAACGAGUGUUCUGUGUAUAUAUGUGUGUAUAUAUGUGUGAAUAUAUGUGUUGUUUAUACAAGUGAAAAAAAGAUAAAUAAUGCAAGUUCUGCAUCGCCAAGUGUCUCUACCGAACCAAAACAAAGUUCCGAAUCCGUGUCGAUGACCCACAUCGAGCCCACCGAGUAGUAGUCACGCCUAGGCCUAGCCUAAAAAAAAAAGCUACCGUUCCCAGUAGUAGCCAUUUAAAUUGCCUUCUGCUGCUGCCGCCGCUGUCCGCGGGUUUUUAAUCGAUCGAGCCGCAAUGGCGGAGGGUUGUGGAAUCCAUUCGCGUCGUGCAUUAUAGGCUCUUUAAAUCAUGCAUAAAUUGGCAACACCGCCGCCGCCGCUGUGCCGUGCCUAACUCUCCAUCUCGCGGAUCGGGCCUGUGUGUUUGCGUAUGUGUGCGCGUGUUUUUUUUGUUGUUGCAAUCUCCACUGUGCGUACGUGACGUAUGUCAUGAUUGUCAUCCAACGAAAAACACAAGCGCACACACACACACCUUUGGCAAUAAUAAUUUUUAUCGUCUGGCGUUGGAAUCCGCCGACGAAGCAUAUUAUUUAACAACGAAAUACGAGACGACGUACGCGUGUUGUUUGAUCUUGAAAAAAAUAAAUGCUGUCGCGCUCCGUCCUCUCUACUAAUCGACUGCAAUUGUGCAUGAUAUCGGCUCUCGUCGCGCGUUGACGUAAAACACCGCCGAUGCAUCGCGCGGAGAGGCAUGACGUAUCGCAACGAUGUCGCGGAAAAAGCAGCAGCAGCGGGAUACGCCUGCACAAAUUCAAGCCUAUUUACGGAUCUCGCGUUGUAUAAGUAGAUGUUACAUUCUCGAUUAAUUAACGAGGCAUUUGCGUUCAUUGGAUUUGACGUCGACUUCAGGCUGAGAAUCAAUGUCGUGGAGACUUUCUCUUUUUCUCGACAAUGGCAGAUUUUGUUUCUAAAAAUGACGCCUGUCUGGCCCUGCUGCUCGUGUCACGCGUUCCAUUUCCGGAUUUUUCAUCCGGAUAUGGGUCCCUCGCGCCGAAUAACGGAGCGCGCACGUGUUUUAAUCGCAUUCGGCGUCUCGAUUUCUUCGAUACAUUCUCCUGUGUCUUCUUCUUCAUUAAAAAACAGCAUCGAACCGACGUUGAAAAAAAGUCGGAUUUCCCUGUUGAAAUUCGAUCGAUUUCUCGCUCGAAAGUUUAGUUACGUCAGACUCGAACGAAUCCGCGGGUGCGAGCGCCGAUCGACCAGUAGAAGUAGAGAAAAAAAGUCACGCAAGCUCCUCGUAUACUCGCGCUUGUGUGCAUGUAUUGGUAUAAAAUAUAAUCAGUCGAGACGUUUCUCAAACUCGGAUUCUGUUCUCGAAUUUAUAAAAAGUCUUUUUUUCACUCUGAUGUCUGCCUUGCCUUUAAAAUGACGACGACGUCUAUAGCAAGGUGCGCGCGCACAGCAGGCACCUCACGCGCACACAACGGCACAUUAUAAGCGGGCCGCGCGCGAGUGCGAGCGAGACAACCAACAAAGUCCCCUAUGUGUGUGUGUCCGUAGUAAAGGCAGGCAACGGAAGAGGGCAUAGCUAGCAGCCGCAGCGCAGCACACACGCAUACACAUAGCUUAUAUAUAUACGCGCUGCUUUCGUGGCUGGCGCGACUGUAGUAGUAGUAGUAGUAGCAGUAGUGGUGGUAUAGCAUAGUACAUUAUAUCGAGAACGAGAGAGGCGACCGACUAGUGGACUGGCACAAAAUGGCGGCUUGCCUCAGACCUGUGUACAUGUAGUGUGUGUCUCGUCUGAACGUUAUCGCGGAAUGUCGUGCCUCCCCGUCGUCGCUUUGGACAAUUGACCCGAGCCAGCGUGACUUGCGAUCAUCCCCCGGGCGUGGGACCACCCUUUGCUUGGAUCACGAGGCCCCUUCGGCCAGGAUUUUUUUUUUUUAAAACUCGAGAGCGAGAGAGACGUCGGUGCACUCCGACGCGCAGACACUUGGCGAUGCAGCACGUAGAAUCCGAGUCAGGGAAAGAAUCAUCAGAUUCUGAAAAUGAUAGCAAAAGUGGAAGCAGUUCUUCAAGCAGCAACUCAGGAUCCGAGUCUGAUUCUGAUAGCAGCAGUUCUAGCUCGAGUAGUUCUAGUUCGGACUCUGAAUCAGAACACUCAAAUGAACCUGAACAAAAUCUGAACACUGAAAAUAAUAGUACUUAUCAAAGUGCAGAGACAAAAAGUAGGUUUAAAAAUGAUUCCAUUAGAGAAUGGGAGGAAAACCCUGAUAUUUAUGGAAUCAGAAGGUCAGCCCGUUCUAGAAAAGAACCAGAUAGGUUUUUUGUAGCGGCUCAACAAGAAAGCGACAAUGAUAGCCCAAGGAAAGUUCAAAGAAAAAGCAAAUCCCAUAAUGCUUGGAACUCAGAUACUUCAGAAUCUGAAUCAGAUAAUGAAGUUCACAGACCUCCAAAUAAAUCCUUUAAUCGAAGAGCUGCACAGAAAAAAGAGGCUCCUAAAAGGAAAAAGCAACUUUCUGAUUCAUCUUACGAAUCCUCUGAUGGAAGUGAUAAACGACAAGUCACUAGAAGAGGGGCCCAAGUUAGUUACAAAGAAGAAAGUGAAGCUGGUACUGAGAGCGAUGACCUUAUGGAAGUGGAUGAAGCUGCAGUAGAGUCUGUUGAAACUGAUAAUUCAGAAACUAUAGAGCGUAUUCUUGGCGAAAGAAUAGGCAAAAAAGGAGUUGUAGGAAACAUAACCACUAUUUAUGCAGUUGAGGAAAAUGGUGAUCCUAAUCCUACAAAUUUAGAAGGUGUUGAAACAGAAAUGCAGUAUCUGAUAAAAUGGAAAGAUUGGUCUCAUAUCCACAACACUUGGGAAUCAAAAGAUUCGUUGUUAGCAUUGAAGGUAAAAGGAAUGAAAAAAUUUGAAAAUUAUGUGAAGAAAGAACAAGAUAUUAGGCAGUGGAAAAAGUAUGCUGGUCUUGAAGAUAUUGAUUACUUUGAAUGUCAAGCAGAAUUACAACAGGAUCUUGUUAAAAGUUAUUACAAUGUUGAAAGAAUCAUUGCAAAGAGACAAGAUAAAGGAGGCCAACAUCCUGAUUAUUAUUGUAAAUGGGAAAGUUUACCAUACUCUGAUUCUACAUGGGAAGAUGGUGCUUUAAUUAUUAAGAAAUGGCCAGAGAAAAUAAAAGAAUUUUACGAACGCGAGGAAUCAAAAAGGAUUCCGAGCAAACACUGUAGAGUUUUAAAAUAUAGGCCUAAAUUCCACCAAUUGAAAGAGCAACCAAGCUACAUGGGUCGAGAUGAGACUUUUAUCCUUAGAGAUUAUCAAAUGGAUGGUUUAAAUUGGAUGAUACAUUCGUGGUGUAAAGAAAAUAGUGUUAUAUUAGCUGAUGAAAUGGGUCUUGGUAAAACCAUUCAAACUACAUGCUUUAUAAAUUACCUUUUUCAUUCACAACAAUUGCAUGGUCCCUUCUUAUUGGUUGUUCCACUAUCGACCAUGACAUCUUGGCAGCGAGAAAUUACGCAAUGGGCACCCGACAUUAACUUUGUCACAUAUUUGGGUGAUGUUAAUUCAAGGAAUGUGAUUCGAGAAUAUGAAUGGUGCUUUGACUCCAAAAGACUUAAAUUCAAUGCUAUUUUGACAACUUACGAAAUAGUACUAAAGGAUAAAGCAUUUUUAGGAUCAAUCAAUUGGGCGGUUCUUCUAGUUGAUGAAGCUCAUAGAUUGAAAAAUGAUGAUUCACUGUUGUACAAAGCUCUUACAGAUUUCCAUACAAAUUUUCGUCUUCUGAUUACUGGUACUCCACUGCAAAACAGCUUAAAAGAACUAUGGGCUUUGCUUCAUUUUAUAAUGCCUCAAAAAUUCGUCUCUUGGGAAGAUUUUGAACAAGAGCAUGAUAACACUGCUACAAAAGGAUAUUCCAAAUUGCACAAACAGUUGGAGCCUUAUAUUCUUCGGAGGGUGAAGAAAGAUGUUGAAAAAUCAUUGCCUGCCAAAGUAGAACAAAUUUUACGUGUCGAAAUGACUUCCCUUCAAAAACAAUAUUACAAAUGGAUUCUGACGAAAAACUUUGGUGCUCUGAAAAAGGGUAAUAAAGGAUCAACCUCGACUUUUUUAAAUAUAGUUAUUGAAUUGAAAAAGUGUUGUAAUCAUGCUUUCCUCACAAAGCCAAAUGAAAAUGAGAACAGAGAAAGCAAUAGUGAUUACCUGCAGCAAAUAAUACGUGGUUCGGGGAAACUAGUUCUUUUAGACAAACUAUUAGUUCGUUUGAGGGAAACUGGUCAUCGUGUCUUGAUUUUCAGUCAAAUGGUUAGAAUGUUGGAUAUUUUGAGUGAAUAUCUGCAGAAGAGGCAUUUUCCUUUCCAGCGACUCGAUGGUAGCAUAAAGGGAGAAUUACGAAAGCAAGCUCUGGAUCAUUUUAAUGCUCCUGGCUCUACAGAUUUUUGUUUUUUGCUGUCUACAAGAGCAGGAGGUCUAGGUAUUAAUUUAGCCACGGCGGAUACAGUAAUCAUUUUUGAUUCAGACUGGAACCCUCAAAAUGACUUACAAGCUCAAGCAAGAGCGCACAGAAUAGGUCAAAAAAAUCAAGUUAACAUUUACAGAUUGGUUACUAAAGAUUCUGUAGAAGAAGAAAUUGUUGAACGUGCUAAAAGAAAAAUGGUGCUUGACCAUCUUGUCAUUCAACGAAUGGACACGACUGGCCGAACGGUUUUGAACAAAAAGAAUGCCAACACAAAUACAAAUCCCUUUAAUAAGGAAGAUUUGACAGCAAUUUUGAAAUUUGGAGCAGAAGAACUAUUUAAAAAUUGUGAGGAAGAUCAAGGAGACGAAGAGCCAGUGUGCGACAUUGAUGAAAUUUUGAGAAGAGCAGAAACGAGAGAUGAGGGUCCUACUACUGCUGGUGAUGAAUUACUGUCUGCUUUUAAAGUAGCAAGUUUUGCGGCAUUUGAAGAAGAACCUGAACCCAUACCUAAAACUCAGGAAAAUGAUGAUGAAAGUAAAGACUGGGCCGACAUCAUACCCGAGAAAGAAAGAUCAAAAGUGGAAGAAGAACUAAGGUCCAAAGAAAUGGAAGACUUGUACUUACCUCCGAGAAAUCGAAAAACUUUACAACAAAUCAAUGAAGCCGACAGUAGAAGUAAAAAGAAGAAAAAGUCACAAUCAGCCGAUGAUAGUGACGAUGACGACGAUUACGGAACUGAUGAGGAAGGUAGCGACGAUGGUCGACCAAAGAAACGAGGCAGACCGAGGACACAGCCCCGUGAAAAUGUCAAGAGUUUCACUGACGCUGAGAUUCGGCGAUUCAUCAAAAGCUUUAAAAGGUUCCCCGCGCCGAUGAAACGAUUGGACGAGAUAGCAGCAGACGCGGAUCUCAAUGAAAAGCCUAUGUCGGAAUUGCAGUACUUGGCUGAACAGUUGCGAAGCAGAUGCGAAGCUUGCAUGAACGACUCCGAGUUCCCAGCGGCGAAAGAAAAUAAAGCAGAGGAUGCCGAUGCGGGGGCACCUAAGGCACGGAAGCGUGGACCGACUUUCAAAGUUGGUGGCGUGCAAGUCAAUGCCAAGAGCUUCAAUGCUGCAGUUAGCGAACUCGAGCCGCUAGAACAAGCUUUACCGUCGGAUCCUGAGCAGAGAAAUAAGUGGCACAUUGAUUUCAAAGUCAAACCAGGAAACUUUGAUUGCGAAUGGACCAUUGAUGACGACACAAGACUGCUAAAAGGUAUUUACAUCCAUGGCAUGGGCUCUUGGGAAUUGAUUAAAAUGGAUGAAAGUUUGAAAUUGGGUGACAAAAUUUUACUAAAUGGAAGUAAAGCGGAAAUGAAGCGAAUUCAAACUCGCGGAGAGUAUCUCUUGAAAGUUUUGAAGAAAAAUAUGGAUCAGAAGCAAGGAGUUACGACACGGCCACGAAAGUAUAGAAAAACUAAAGAAUUAAAAAGUGCUAUAACAAAGGAAAUAAUAGAAGAACCAGACAGUUCAGGCGACGAAAAGAAAAACAAAGUUAAAACGGAAAAGGCCAUUAAAAAAGAAGAAGAAACGACAGAACUUAAAAAAGAAAUGAAAGAAGAUAACGACACCGUCGCUUCUGAAGAUAAGAAAAAAUCCAAAAAAGCCAAAAAGGAAAAGAAAGAAUCAAAAAAAGAUAAAAAAUCAAAACAAUCUGGACCCAUGCAUUUUACAGCGAACAACGAACCAAGAGCCCUUGACGUUUUAGGAGAUUUAGAUCCAUCCAUAUUCAAUGAGUGCAAAGAAAAAAUGAGACCUGUCAAAAAAGCAUUGAAAGCUUUAGAUAGACCGGAUCAAACGCUAAGCGAAGCAGAACAAGUAGCCCACACCCGAAAUUGCCUUAUACAAAUUGGUAAUCAAAUUAAUACUUGUCUUAGUGAAUACAAAGACCAAGAACAAAUUAAAGUGUGGAGAAGCAAUCUGUGGUACUUCGUAUCUAAAUUCACGGAAUUUGAUGCCAAAAAGCUUUACAAGCUGUAUAAACACGCAACCAAAAAAGGUGAUGGAGGAGACUCGUCUAGUCCAGAAAAGAAAGAAGAAGUUCCAAAUAAGAAAACUGACGACAAACACAAUUUGAAAAACUCAUUUGAUGGUGGGAAUAAAGAGAGCAAUCGAAGCCACAAACGACGAAAUGAAGAUAACGACGACGGCUCGGUUGGGGGUAAAAAAUAUGUCCUGAAUAAUUCAACGUCUUCCAUUCCCUCCAACGUAGCAUCCAAUCCACCUCGAGGCUCGGGACUGAAUUCUAAUUUCAACGCGAUAAACAACAGUGAAAAUCAACUUGGCAAAGAUCCUCGAGAGUCCGGUAUCAAAUACAAGGAUUCUAAACGAGAUCGAGACCGCGAAAGAGACAGAGAACGAGAUCGCGACAGAGAUCGCGAGCGAGACCGAGAGAGGGAUCGCGAACGCGACAGAGAUCGCGAUAGGGACAGAAUUCACGGGGACAGAAGUAUGGAUAGAUUAGGGGGUGAAAGGAUACGCCGAGACAGCGGUGGCUAUCCAAGUGGCCAUUACAGCGGUGGGAGAGACGACGAGCAUUGGAUGGGGCGCGACAGAUUUAUGGAACACAAACGUGAUAGGUUCGAACCUUACAAUCGAGUGUCCGGCAGUUAUCGAGACAGAGAUAGGGAGCGCGAUCGAGUGCAUGCGAAUGAUAAAAGAGGCGGAGGUGACUAUUAUAGAUACUCGGUAGGACCAAGCGGUGGUGGCAAUUACAGUUAUGGUAAUCAAGGAAGUUACAGCGGAAAUCCUGGAACUUAUCCUGCUGACUUACCACCCAGUCACUUCCGAGGUAGCGGUAGCGGCAGUAGUCGCAAUUACAUAAAUGAAAACUAUCAACCAGACUGGCGACCUAGCAGUAAAGAGUACAGGCGGGAUUACGACAGACCAAGGCCACCUCCUCCUGCUAACUCGUAGUCCAGCAGCAUUGGAACUACACGUCGUAUAUAGAGUUAUAUACUUUUCCGAAAAAAGUUAAAAUUUAUCAUUCGAAGCUUUCUACUGUUUCUAGAAAGCGACACCAAUUCUCUCGCUGCAAUCAAAUGUACAUGGAACUUUUUUAUGUCAAUAUCGUGGGAGUGUGCAGCGACGCUCAAGUGCAAAUGUUAUUUUUUUAACAAUUUUGGAUGUUAUCGAUCGCGAAUGAAUGAAAGAGAGAGAGUGAAUCUAUUGUUAGGGAAAGUUGUUAGAUUUUGCUAUUAAAUAAAUCUCUACAUUGAGGUUUCUUAAGUUUAAUACUGUGACAAAAUCAUUAACUAUCUUCUCUUCUUGAAUCAGACUAAAUUGUGCAAUUUUAAUUACGUUACGAGAAAAAUUUUCGAAAUUAUAAUUUUUUUUUAUCUUUUUGUUUUAAUUAGUGAAGCUUCAUCUUGAAUAAAAGAAAUGUAGUUGCUAUUCUUAUGACGUUAGAAUGAAUGUAAUAUUAAGGAUUGCAUUUCUUACCAUAAAAAUUUGCACGUUAAAUCAAUUUUUCACUACUGCAAAUUAUGUGUACAGAUUAUAAACGAUACCAUGUUGUACAUGGUACUUGCACAAUUACCAGAACCAAUUGCUAUUUAGCAAUUCUACUGAGGCAAAUGAAAUCAAGAGAUUCAGAUUUAUUUGUAGAUAGAAACGACUGAUUUGAUAAUCUUACUUGUUCUUUAACGAACAAAUAACUACAAUUUAUAAGAUCAAUGGAUCUUACUGUUUUUUACAGCUGUGUAAUACUUACUUUUAUAUAAUGAAAUCAUAUUUCUUUUUUCGUGUAAAAUUUGUAAAACUUAGGCCAUCAUGAUUUCUAAUGAUUUACGGAAACUAUUAGUGUAAGAAAAUCUUGUACACCUACUCGAAAAGUUAGGUUUAACAAUUAUAUCAUUAUUACAUCGAUACUAUUGUGAUUCAUUAUUAUAGAGGCUUACGUUCAUCUUUUUAAAUUGAAUGCACUUUUUCGCAACCAUGCAAUUAGAAAUUAUUUCAUCAAUACAUACUGAAAAUGUCACAUUUUGUAAAAUUAGUAAAGUUUGACAUUCGAAUUGAAAUAGUAACGAGAUGAAACGUAUAUUUUUUGUAAAUGAUGUACUUUUAAAAAUGUUUACGCGCGAUCAUGUAAAUAAUAAUAAGAAAUGCUGCGAGAAAACGAUCAUGACGGGUGUGUAUGCUACUCCAAUAGUAACGCAAAAGUUGAAUAUAUGGAAAAAUGAAAUAUUUAUAACGAAAACUUUAAGCCAUGCGCAGCCCUAUAAAUGAUUGUGAAUGAUAAAAAAAUAUAUGUAUAGGAACUAUAAUUUAUAAAAUUUAGUCAAAUAUAAACUUGCGAUGUAUAAAUUAUGUUGAAGAGUUUAAUGUAAAUAAAAAUUCGAAACACUAAAUAAAUAUGAAAUAAGUGAAACCGUA
Messenger RNA from Trichogramma pretiosum, 9832 nucleotides. RefSeq names its product chromodomain-helicase-DNA-binding protein 1 (gene Chd1). Bases 2969 to 8374 code for a protein of 1801 amino acids. The record is from RefSeq and is a predicted model, not a curated record. The transcript is spliced from 16 exons. Gene Ontology annotation, molecular function: ATP binding; ATP-dependent chromatin remodeler activity; DNA binding. Gene Ontology annotation, cellular component: nucleus; chromatin. NCBI's taxonomy places the organism in Eukaryota, Metazoa, Arthropoda, Insecta, Hymenoptera, Trichogrammatidae. Gene Ontology annotation, biological process: regulation of transcription by RNA polymerase II; nucleosome organization.